AUGGUCGCAGCUAUGAGUCAGAACAGCAUGAAGGGUUUGCAAUUAUUUAUUGCAGACUUGCGAUCCUCACAACAAACCGAAGAUCACAAGCGAAGGAUCCAGUCUGAAAUCAUCAAUAUUCAACGCCAAUUCGGAUCCGGCAAUGCGCUUAACGGCUAUCAAAGGAAGAAAUACGUGGCCAAGCUUGCAUACAUCUACAUUACGACUAAUACUGCCAAGCUUAAUGAUCUUCUGUUUGGUCUGGAUCAAUGUUGUGAACUGAUGUCGUCUCAGGUUUACAGCGAAAAGUACAUUGCAUACAUGACGUUAGAGUUAUUAUACCACAAUGAAAGUGUCGCCACCCAAGUACGAGAUAGGUUGGUUCUUUCUUUAAAAAAAGACCUCGAAUCGAAUAAUACCGAUUAUGCGGCAUUGGCUCUAAAUUUCAUCGGCGUAGCGGCCAGAAAUGACGACAACUUGACUCACGAGCUCAGCGACGAGGUUUUCCAGAUUUUAAGGUCACCCACGUCACCGCAAAUAUUGAAGAAGAAAGCAUCACUAGCGUUUUUAACACUUCUGAAGAAUGACGUGACUAUUCUGACACAGGACUCCCGCAAAGAAAAGCUAUGGUUUCAGAGAAUAACCAGCCUUUUGGAUGACAGCGAAAACUAUAGGCUCAUGCUUGCAGUGUUACCUCUUGUCGAAUUUUUGGCAACGAAAGUUGAAUACAAAGCGUGUUUUCGGCUAGUCCCUCACCUCUCUCAAAUUCUAUACAGCUGCAUUGUUGUCGGAACCAAAGAUCCAUCUUCGUUCCCAGAAGAAGAAAGGUUUGCCGGACUACCAAAUCCUUGGAUUUUAACGAAACUUAUUUCAAUCCUCAACAUCAUCGUUGCCGCUCCAGGUCACUCCGAUAGCCAAUAUGACUUCUCGAGCAUUGAUCAGGCUACCUUAGGAAAACUUCGCUUGUGCGUGACUAGCAUGCUCGAACUGGGCCAUAAACCAGCUGCCGAUGCUCUCACACGUUCUGUUCGUAACACCAUUUUGUUUUCUCUGAUCAAUUUCGCUUCUAAGCUAGACCCCUCUGUGGCGGCAAUGACGAGUUCGAUAAAUGCGUUAUGUUUUCUAUUGGAUGCGCGAGAGACUAAUACUAGGUAUCUUGCUUUGGAUUCUUUGGUCAAACUUUGUUCAACCAGUGGAAGAAACGCUAGAGCGUCUGUGCGCUCAGAGCACAUGAAGCAACUUUUCCAGCUAAUGCGAACAGAGCGCGAUUCAUCAAUAUUUAAGAAAACUGUUGACCUACUGUACACCUUAACUGAUAGUGAAAAUGUUCAAUUGGUUGUGGACGAAUUGCUGCAGUAUGUUACCUCGGGAAAUCAGAUCGAUCAUCAUGUGCGUUCGGAUUUGGUGGUGAAAAUCGCCGUUCUCACUGAAAAGUUUGCGAACGAUUCUAAAUGGUAUGUCACAGUCUCGCUGAAGUUAUUAUCCUUAUCAAACGCUUUUUUUAACGACGACGACAUCUGGCAAAGACUUUGCCAAAUAGUCAUUAACAAUGAAACUUUACACAAGGUGACUUGUGAUCAACUCGUGAAAUAUAUCUGCGAUGAUCACGCAUCAGAGGCAAUUAUAAAGGCAGGUGCCUUCUUGCUUGGGGAAUUUGGUACCUGCGUCGAUGAAAGAUAUUCUAUCGGUGAUCUCUUCAACAUAUUCACCGAAAAAUACUUUGCUGCAUCAAACGCGUGCCGGGCCAUGAUUCUUUCCACAAUGGUCAAGCUAUAUCAACAUGAUCCUCAAAUCGAGUCGGCAGUAAUAAAGUUUUUUCAGCUUGAGCUCAAUUCCUUAGAUAUUGAGUUACAAACAAGGUCAUACGAGUAUCUCAAAAUGAUUCAGUUCGAAAAAGUUUCAGGGAAAAGUCUCGUACGCUUGAUAUUUGAACCAAUGGUUCCCUUCAAUAGCAAGAAAAAUCCUCUUCUGGGUCGUAUGGGCACACUUUCUCUAAGCUCGUUUGAUCUGCCAGGAGGUGCCCGGGAUGACCAUUCCAGCAAAGCGCCCUGUCCUCCUCCUAAGCGCAAAAUAGCUAAAUCUGUGCAGAGCGACUAUAACACGCAUAUUUUAUCACCAAAAUGGGACGAGGGCUUCAACAGAAUGCUCAAACACAAACAAGGAGUAUUUUAUACUUCACCGUUUUUGAAAAUUAUCUAUCGGAUCCGCCAAUCAAGGACCCAACCAGAGCUCAUUGAAGUCGAGCUCACGUACGUGAGUCAGUCGGAAUGGCCUAUAAAAUCUUUCUUAACAGAGUGGAUUUCCUGGAAAACUGACGAGAAUCCUCCUUAUGUCAUCAAAAAUAUCGAACUUCCAAGCACAACCUUGGCGGUAGGAUCUCGAUCAACUCACAAAUUUGAAGUUCUCGUUCGGCACCCAUUUUCACUUGAACAAAGUCCGUUGCUCGACCUUCAGUUCACUUGUGGAGGUAGCGUGUCAUCUAUCGUUUUAAAGCUUGGUGUUGCUCUAAGUAGUACAAUCAUCCCACCUCAGCUUAAUGGGAAGGAAACUAUUACUUUGGCACAGUUUGUGAAACGGUGGAGAUCCAUUAACGAGGCCCUUGGGAAAGAGGGUGAAUCACAAAGGGUUAUAAAGUUAAAAUCCGCUAAUCUCAGUGGUGGUGUUGUCAGUACGUUAGAGAAAAUGGGGAUACAGGUAAUCACGCAACACUCUGUAGAAAACAUGAUAUUUGGAGCUGCGAUCACCCACACGAAGAGUGUAGGCAAUUUCGGCUGUUUGAUGAAGAUAAGAUUAACCGAAGGAACGGCAGAAAUUACAUGCAAAAGCACAGGCGGUAGUAAAGUCAGUGAAUGCCUGUCGGAAUGCAUCCAGAGCGGCCUCGCUGUAUGA
This is a messenger RNA of Lachancea mirantina, 2868 nucleotides long. The record is from the annotation of a GenBank genome assembly. NCBI's taxonomy places the organism in Eukaryota, Fungi, Ascomycota, Saccharomycetes, Saccharomycetales, Saccharomycetaceae.